This is a messenger RNA of Electrophorus electricus (electric eel), 2043 nucleotides long. It is a transcript of the gene atp23, whose product is annotated as ATP23 metallopeptidase and ATP synthase assembly factor homolog. Gene Ontology annotation, molecular function: metalloendopeptidase activity. The record is from RefSeq and is a predicted model, not a curated record. Gene Ontology annotation, biological process: mitochondrial proton-transporting ATP synthase complex assembly; mitochondrial protein processing. Lineage: Eukaryota; Metazoa; Chordata; Actinopteri; Gymnotiformes; Gymnotidae.
GUGACUGCAGAACCGAAAAUGACCUCUCUUCAAGCUCACAACUGAUAAAUCUCCGAUAUCAGCGAACAUUAAAUGAACUGAUGGAUCAAACGAAAGAACAAGACGAGGAUUAUGGCUACAACUUAUUCCCGGAAAGAAAGAAAAGCAAAUACAAGAAAGGGUCCAUUGGAGAAAGCCUGUUUACUUUCAACCAUAAAUGUCAUAUUAUGCUGCAGUUUGCAAUACAGACAAGUCCAUAUGCAAAGCUUCUUCUUGGAGCUAUGAGGAACUCAGGCUGCACAGUAUACGAAGGCAGACAUUUCUCCUGCGAAGAUUGUGAUGGAACUGUUAGUGGUGGAUUCGAUGCCACAACUUCUCAAAUUGUGUUAUGUCAAAACAAUAUUCGCCAGCAAGCUCAUAUGAACAGGGUGGUCACGCAUGAACUCAUCCAUGCCUUUGACCAUUGCCGUGCACAUGUGAACUGGUUCAAUAACUUGAAGCACCUGGCCUGCUCUGAGAUUCGGGCAGCCAAUCUCAGUGGAGACUGCUCCUUCAUCAACGAACUGUCAAGAUUAAAUUUUGGCCUCAAUCAGCACCAUCAAGAGUGUGUGCGUAGCCGGGCACUGCGUUCCAUCCUCGCCGUGCGGAACAUCAGCAGGGAGAAGGCGGAGAAAGUCGUCGACGAGGUGUUUGACAGCUGCUUCCAUGACCAUGCCCCCUUUGGCCGCAUCCCCCACAGCAAGAAAGAUGCCAAAUUUGCCUACAGGGAAUUUGAGAGCAGGGAUCGAUACUAUGGGAACCUAUAAGAGCAGCUACUGUAUUAGAGGCAGGCUCAUAAUCCUCUGUUAACAGCGGGACAUAACUCUGUUGUAUGAUAACUCAUAAAGACACAAUAGAUCCAUCCCACCUCAUAAUAUUUAAGUUCUCAUUGUGUAUUUAAUUCAUUGUAUGAUUUGAUUUAUCGUACAGUGUAUGACAGUGUAUAGUGUUGUGGUAAAUACAUUUUUAAUGGAAGGACCUAAAAGUCUAAGGGACAGAUCAUACAAAACAUGGAAAAUAAUGAUUUGAUUUGCUUUAUCCAAAGAAGGAAUAUUGCAUAAAGGCAAGGCCUUUAAUAGGGUGACUUUUACAAUUGCUGUGAUCAGUGUAAUGUGGGCCAAUGCAUCCACUAUGACUAAACUAGAAGUCAAGUCAAAAUUUAUUUAUAUAUCACUUUUCACAACUGAUGUCAAAAAGGCAGCGGAAUGAUUCAUGGUAUGUUUCACAGUUUAUAUAUAUAGUUUAAAUAUAAUCUGAUCAAUAUAAUGUUUAUACCAAUAUAAUCUUUACUACAACACUGGCUUGUUUGUAGAAAUUACAUGGACAAAACUUGACAAUGUAAAAUGGUAAGAAACCACUGGAUGGCCAAUAAAUGAUGCGCAGGUUUUAAAGGGGUAUUCGGGGAUUUUUACAAUGCUUUUUGUUUUGAAAACAAACUCCAGAACUUUUGCUAUCAAAAAGGAGAAAAAAAAAAUUAAGACAGCUUCUGCUUGUCUCUGGUGGCAAGCGCAACUGCUAUGUGGUCUUUGCUCCGCGGGCAGUUCGGGACGAUCUGUGAACCUGAAUGACUCGAGUUAAGAACAUUAGCCAACCUGGGUCUCUCAAAAGGUAACCAGACGUCUCAGUCAAAUAUCUCAUAAUUGAACUUGAGGUUCACACAUCAGUGGCUAAAGAGGAUGUAACUGCAGCUUUACGCAUAACCUUUGUCCUAGUUCUUAAAGCCUGGAGAAUACACAGGCCUACAUCUUGACUUUUUUUUUAGCACACGAUGGCAGGCAAAAACAUGGGGGAGCCAAUUUGUACGUUAUUCUUGACAUAACACGCUGGAUUUGCCAUUUGCCUGUUCGUUAACCUUAAUGGGUUUGGAAACCACAGGAGAUUCAUUAGGGAGGAUGGAUUACCCCACCCCCCUCCCCUUACCAGCGACCAGCUUCUUGGCCUACCUCACACCCAGCGCUGCCGCGCCCUGUCAUUGGCCACAGACGAUGUGAGAUACAGGCGGAUGGCCGUCCACAGUGCGUAGCU